This is a messenger RNA of Ornithodoros turicata, 678 nucleotides long. RefSeq lists its product as uncharacterized. The coding region runs from base 1 to 678 and encodes 225 amino acids. The transcript is spliced from 2 exons. The record is from RefSeq and is a predicted model, not a curated record. Lineage: Eukaryota; Metazoa; Arthropoda; Arachnida; Ixodida; Argasidae.
AUGGCGGCAAGUGGAUUCGGCCUCGGCGACAGCCGCCUCUUUCGUAUCGUAGACCGUGUAUCGGGCUUAAGGCUCCUGGUCGAUACGGGCGCCGAGGUCGCCAACGGUUCCAUUAUCCCGGUUUAUGGCCAGCAGUCGCUCACUCUCAACAUUGGGCUCAGAAGUGACUUCCGAUGGCUUUUACUGCUUGCAGACGUCACACAAGCCAUCCUCGGAUCCGACUUUUUAAAUCACUUCAAGUUGCUGGUAGACGUUCACGGGAAGCGUCUGAUCGACAGGACUACUUCCUUGUCAGUGCACGGACUACGUCUAUCGACUCCACCGUUGCGUGUCUUGGCCUGUGCCGUGCCUGAAUCACCAGCUGAAUCACCCUUCGCCGCCAUACUCAAGGAAUUCCCGGCACUCACCCAGCCACCUGACUGGACCAGGCCUGUGCAGCACGACGUGGUCCACCACAUCACCACCCGUGGCCCACCGGUCCACUUUCGCCCGCGUCGUCUGGCACCCGAGAAGUUCCGGGUAGCCAAAUCAGAAUUCGACCACAUGCUUGAGCUCGGAAUCGUCCGGCCGUCAUCAAGCACCUGGUCGUCGCCAUUGCACAUGGUGCCCAAAAAGACCGGAGAUUGGAGACCGUGCGGCGACUAUCGCGCUUUGAAUCAAGCCACUAUCCCGGACUGA